UAAUAAUUGAUCAGGAAAAGCAAUUUUGAAAUAGUUUCUUUGCUUCCUAUUCACAACUUUGGAAUCAGGAUCUAGUUCAUGCAUUUCCCAUCAAUCUUUCUUAUAUUCCAUUCCAAUUCAGUUGGAUCACUACAUCCUAGUCUCUUUUUUUUUCCAAAAGGGGAAAUGAUGAAUCGAGCCCUUAUUAACAAAGUGAAAGUUCACAUGGAGAGGUGGUAGAGGAAUUAAAGAACUCAACUUCCCCUGCAUUGCUACUUUUUAUGCCAUGACUACAGGUGAAGGCUCAAAAGGGGAAAUGGAGGGCAAUACUACUGAGAGAUAUGGCAAGAUCAAGAAAGGUUCCUGGUUAGACCAAUUUCGACAUGGCUCUAAUCCUUGGAUGGCUAGAUAUCUUUACGCCUUGUUGUUUCUCAUCGCUAAUUUAUUAGCUUGGGCUGUUCGUGAUUAUGGCCACAGCAUUUUGAAAGAAAUGAAGAGACUUAAAGGAUGUAAUGGUGGUGAAGACUGUAUGGGUGCAGAAGGAGUAUUGAGAGUAAGCUUGGGGUGCUCCCUUUUCUAUUUCGCCAUGUUCCUCUCUACAGCUGGUACUUCAAAAUUAAAUGACCGUAGAGAAUUAUGGCACUCAGGAUGGUGGUCUGCCAAGCUUUUCAUGAAUAUUUCUCUAAUUAUACUGCCCUUUCUUCUUCCAGCAGAGAUUAUUUCAAUCUAUGGCCAGGUUGCACAUUUUGGUGCUGGGGUCUUUUUACUAAUCCAGCUUAUAAGUAUAAUCAGUUUUAUCACAUGGAUGAACGAUUGUUGUCACUCUGAAAAAUAUGCUGUGAGAUGCCACGUCCAAAUGAUGUUACUUGCAACAGUUGCAUAUGUUGUAUGCAUCCUGGGGAUCAUCUUAAUGUACAUUUGGUAUACGCCUCAACCAUCGUGCCUUCUUAAUAUUUUCUUCAUCUCUUGGACGUUAGUACUCCUCCAACUCAUGACCAGUGUUUCUCUCCACCCCAAGGUGAAUGCCGGUUUCCUGACUCCAGGUUUUAUGGGGCUAUAUGUGGUGUUCCUCUGCUGGUCUGCCAUCAGAAGUGAGCCUGCUGAGCAGAAAUGCAUCCGGAAAGCAGAAUCACCAACUGGAAAAGGAGACUGGUUCACCAUCAUAAGCUUUGUUGUAGCGGUCCUUGCAAUAGUCAUUGCAACAUUUUCAACUGGAAUCGAUUCAAAAUGCUUUCAGUUCAAGAAGGAUGAUGCACCUGAAGAAGAUGAUGUACCAUAUGGUUAUGGAUUCUUUCAUUUCAUCUUUGCGACAGGAGCUAUGUAUUUUGCAAUGCUAUUAAUUGGAUGGAAUCCUAAUCACGCCAUGAAGAGGUUUACAAUAGAUGUUGGUUGGACCAGUACUUGGGUAAGGAUAGUGAAUGAAUGGCUUGCAGUUUGUGUUUACAUAUGGAUGCUCGUGGCUCCGAUCAUAUGGAAAAGCAGGCAAUUAGCAACAUCAAAUGUGUGACAGACUUCACAUUGCUACGAUUGCUUCAAUUCUUAUGACUGGCCUUCGUGGAUUUCAUGCCUGUCCCGGAGAAAAGGAAGCUAGUCUCCGCAUAUGCACUAUUUGAAGACAAAUGUCUUGUUUAAUCACCUCUCUCCAAGCUAAAAACACUAUAUAAUAUGGAUCGGAGAGAGCAAGUCUGAUUAAAUUUUAACCCUUUGUAUGUGGAAAGCAGAUCUUUAUACAUGUAAAUGUCAUUGCUUAUGUAACGUUAUAGAAUCUUGAUUUCUUGAUUUAUUUCUUACAACAAA
This is a messenger RNA of Solanum dulcamara, 1776 nucleotides long. RefSeq lists its product as uncharacterized. Bases 266 to 1486 code for a protein of 406 amino acids. NCBI's taxonomy places the organism in Eukaryota, Viridiplantae, Streptophyta, Magnoliopsida, Solanales, Solanaceae. Gene Ontology annotation, cellular component: membrane. The transcript is spliced from 13 exons. The record is from RefSeq and is a predicted model, not a curated record.